Messenger RNA from Linnemannia hyalina, 1830 nucleotides. The record is from the annotation of a GenBank genome assembly. Lineage: Eukaryota; Fungi; Mortierellomycota; Mortierellomycetes; Mortierellales; Mortierellaceae.
AUGACAAAACGCGAUUUCCACGACUCGCCCUCAAAGGUGUUAUUCAUGUCCGAGGCAACCGACAUGAUCGGAACACACCUGUCAUCACCUGAUCUCCUCCACUGUAUCCUUGUCUGUCGUGAAUGGAACACACUUUUCAUUCCACACCUCUACGAGACCUUUGACGACAGUACAUACUCCUGGCCGCUAGUUAUCGGAGUACCAAUAUGGCGCAAUAACAGAAGUAACAAGAAGCGGGAUGCCGACUGGAUAUUGAAAAUGUUUACGACCUAUGGCCACCUGAUCCGUCGCCUUUGCACAAAAUGGACCAUCUCCCUCGACACUGCCUCUGCCGCCGGGAGCUGCACACGACUGAGGUCGCUGAUCAUGGGGGAUUUGGGUAUCAGCGAUGACGUGGAGAUGACCCACAUCGUCCUAUCAGACCCACCUGCACUGACAACCACGCCACCGUUUCUGCGUCCGCAGUAUGAGCCUACCUGGAUAGCGAUUCAAUGGCUCUGGCGCCUCAUUCAACAAAACUCGGACACGCUGCAGGAUUUGGAGAUUGUUCAAUUCAAGCACUUCUCGACUCAGGCUCCUGUGAUAGACCUCCUCGUCUCCUGCCCGCGCUUGUCGAGACUGGCCCUUAGUUGGCACCCCGGAGGGCGGCUUCAGACUCUGUUGGAUCGGUUGCCUCAACUACAACAUUAUGAGUUCAUCUAUCCCAUGUAUGCUGGCCCUCCUGCCUCGAUCGAGGAUUCGUUAUUGUUGACCUCGCCUGUGGCCAGUCUUGUCGGCUUGCGGAUUACUGGCAGCAUUGGCAAGCAGACUUACUUCACCCUCCUGAAAUAUUUACCCAACCUGCGACGCCUCUGGAUUGAAGGCCGGUGCACAGAAUACGUCGCUCGUUCCACACCAGACGAUUUCGUCCGUCCAACGACCCGAAUCCAGCGAUUUGACUUUGCUCGUCAAAAUGCAGAGCCCGACGACCAGCUCGUACUGUUUGACAUUCUGAGCUGCAGUCCCGAAUUGACGGACCUCAGUGUCCCCUUUCUAACUAUCGAGGUCGCCAUGGCCAUUAUCGCCCAUUGCCCACAUCUACAGGUUUUCCGUGAGUCGACACUCGAACGAACCAUCACCCGGACCAUAAAAAGACACAGCGUCGUUAACGCCACAGGGAUGCUUCUGGAAACGUGUCGUCAUCUGACCGUGCUCGAUGCCGUCCACAUGGAGAUCGCGGCUGAGCAUCUGAUCUCAUACCCUUGGAUCUGUCAAGGACUCGAGGUCUUCCGGUGUCAAAUUAUCGGCGUCAGGCGGCUGUCGGAGGAGGAAGAGAUGGAUUACCGGCAGGGGUUGCUCUUCCAACGGAUCGCACGGCCACUCUCAGAGAAUGAGUCUGCAGCAAUCGAAAAGUACCGCGAAUCUGUCCAAUUGCAGCACCGCCAGAUCUACGACCAGUUGGCAAAAAUGACCAGUCUCAAGGUGUUGGACAUUGGAAUGGAGUACCGAAACCUAAGCUUCCGUCCAGGAAGACUAACGAUCCGACGUGGAGCACAGCUCUAUGUCGAAUACGAUGAUCUCUUCCCGGACACAUUAGAGCUCUCUCUCGCCUCAGGGCUGGAUCGACUCGCUACACUGGAAAAGUUGGAGGUGUUUGGGUUCCAGAGUGUCGACCACAGGAUCGAUGAAAGCGAGCUGCAGUGGAUGGCAGAGAAGUGGCCAAGAUUGCGGGUUAUGCGUGGAUUACAAGAGCCCUCAGGAGUUGAUGUGAUGCAUGAUGGGGAGAGGUGGCACCGAAGAGUAUUUAUGCAGCGACUCCGACCAUUUGUGAAACACGAAAAUCAUUCGUGA